CUAGAUCUUGGGCCUAUCGCACAAGGACUAGCCCAUCUCUGUAAGGCUGCCGUAAAUUCCGCCAGAAUUGAGCCCACUACUUUAAUUUUUAUUGGUAGCUGGCGUUUGGUUAAGCGCUGUCGGCGUUGCUCUACGUAUCGGAAUCCCCAACUUCUCCGCCACUUUGUCGCCGGAUCUACGAUCAGGCUCAAGUUACAGCCACUCCCAAAUUGUAGCAUCUCACUUGCCAAGGAGUGCGCCUUGUUGGAGAACCACACGUUAGGUGUUCAAGGAACACCCAUGUCAGGCACUGAUAUCGAGGAUGUGAAAGAGCAAGAUCUUAAUGAUGGUAUCCUCAAAGAUCAAGUUGACAGUGACCUACAUGCUGAAGACUCAAAGCAUUUGGAUGAAAAUGAGGAAAACCCCAUGCCCUCAACCCAGCAGGAGGAGGAGGUGAUCAAGAAAAAGUAUGGAGGAAUAUUACCAAAGAAGCCUCCAUUGAUAUCCAAGGAUCAUGAACGAGCCUUUUUUGAUUCAGCUGAUUGGGCAUUGGGAAAGCAAGGAGCAAAGCCCAAAGGACCACUUGAGGCACUCCGCCCAAAAUUGCAGCCCACACCUCACCAACAAGUUCGAUCAAGGCGCUCAGCUUAUGCUCCACCUGAUGAUGGUGAAGAUGCUGGCAAUGAUAACGAUCCAAGCUGUGAGGAUCAGAGCUGCGCAUUAGAGGGCAGCAAUGAGAAUGGCACAACUUCUGGGGACAAGAAGUGCAAUGAAUAGUCUGCGUGUGUGAGGACAUAUUAUCAUAUAAUCAACUGGAUGAGCACUUAAUGAUGGGGCCUGUAUUCUAUGCUCACAUGAAUAAGCUAAAUGUAGCAAAUUUUGUACCUGUUAUAACAACUAUUAACCAAUUAUAAAGCUGCUGAGAGAUGGGGCUUCUACAA
Messenger RNA from Vitis vinifera (wine grape), 920 nucleotides. RefSeq lists its product as uncharacterized. The record is from RefSeq and is a predicted model, not a curated record. NCBI's taxonomy places the organism in Eukaryota, Viridiplantae, Streptophyta, Magnoliopsida, Vitales, Vitaceae. Gene Ontology annotation, cellular component: cytoplasm. The coding region runs from base 280 to 756 and encodes 158 amino acids. The transcript is spliced from 8 exons. Gene Ontology annotation, molecular function: protein phosphatase inhibitor activity.